AUGACCAAAAACUGUGUACACCACCAAACAGAGGAUCGAUAUCAUCGAGCUGUACAUCGAGAAUGGGAGAUCGGCUGCGGCAACCUUGCGCAAAUUCAAGAUAUCAUCGAGCUGUACAUCGAGAAUGGGAGAUCGGCUGCGGCAACCUUGCGCAAAUUCAAGGUAAAGUAUAGGCAAAAUGUGACCUUAAAUUUGACCACAAUCACCAAGUCAGUUUUUGAGGGAUGGGAUUUUUUACCCGUCGGACCGUCGUUCCGUCGAUCCGUCGAUAAUUUAUAA
Molecule: messenger RNA, 279 nt
Organism: Medioppia subpectinata
Lineage: Eukaryota; Metazoa; Arthropoda; Arachnida; Sarcoptiformes; Oppiidae
Source: the annotation of a GenBank genome assembly